Messenger RNA from Coregonus clupeaformis (lake whitefish), 1125 nucleotides. RefSeq names its product glucocorticoid receptor-like. The record is from RefSeq and is a predicted model, not a curated record. The transcript is spliced from 7 exons. Lineage: Eukaryota; Metazoa; Chordata; Actinopteri; Salmoniformes; Salmonidae. The annotation marks the transcript as partial. Gene Ontology annotation, biological process: regulation of DNA-templated transcription. Gene Ontology annotation, molecular function: DNA-binding transcription factor activity; sequence-specific DNA binding; zinc ion binding.
AAUCAGGUGAGGUACCCAGCGGACUCAGUAACAGCCCCCAUCACUCAGGUGAGGACCUCACCUCAGCCUCAGUCACAGCCUCCGUGGGCCUCUACCUGGAAGAAGCAGAGCCUCCCACCACAAAGUUCUACCUCCAGGCAGGGUGGUGGCACUGCGUCGUGUACAACCCAGGGCAAGGCCGGGACCAUCCAUAAGAUCUGUCUGGUGUGUUCAGAUGAGGCGUCUGGCUGUCACUACGGGGUGCUCACCUGCGGAAGCUGCAAGGUGUUCUUCAAGAGAGCCGUGGAAGGGCAACACAACUACCUGUGUGCUGGGAGGAACGACUGCAUCAUCGAUAAGAUCAGAAGGAAGAACUGUCCAGCCUGCCGCUUCCGCAAGUGUCUGAUGGCAGGGAUGAACCUGGAAGCUCGUAAAACCAAGAAGCUGAACCGUUUAAAGGGGGUGCAGCAGCCCACCACGGCCGAGCUGACCCCCCCUCCCCUCCCAGAGGCCAGGUCGCUGGUCCCUAAGUCCAUGCCCCAGCUCACCCCCACCAUGCUGUCUCUACUGAAGGCCAUCGAGCCAGACACCAUCUACUCUGGCUACGACGGCACCCUGCCAGACACCUCCACACGCAUCAUGACCACCCUCAACAGGCUGGGGGGACGACAGGUCGUAUCAGCCGUCAAGUGGGCCAAGUCCCUGCCAGGGUUCCGGAACCUUCACCUGGACGACCAGAUGACUCUGCUGCAGUGUUCCUGGUUGUUCCUCAUGUCCUUCGGCCUGGGCUGGAGGUCCUACCAGCAGUGUGACGGGAACAUGCUCUGCUUCGCUCCAGACCUCGUCAUCAACCAGGACCGUAUGAAGCUGCCCUACAUGGCAGACCAGUGUGAACAGAUGUUGAAGAUCUCCAGUGAGUUUGUCAGACUGCAGGUGUCUCAUGACGAGUAUCUGUGUAUGAAGGUUCUGCUGCUGCUCAGCACUGUGCCAAAGGAUGGUCUGAAGAGUCAGGCAGUGUUUGAUGACAUCAGGAUGUCCUACAUUAAGGAGUUGGGGAAGGCCAUCGUCAAGAGGGAGGAAAACUCCAGCCAGAACUGGCAACGCUUCUACCAGCUCACCAAGCUUCUUGACUCCAUGCACAAUUAG